CGUACCUACUAACCUACCCGACUUGUUUACGUAGCGCCUUCCCGCAUUACUGACGAAGCUCACCUGCAGCCUUGCAACGCAAAAAAAAUAAAAAACACCGUGACUUGGGGAGGGGUCUUGUCAUCUCAUUCAUAACUCGGGUUCUACUUGGGAAAAAAAAACAACCAUUCCAACCGUCCGUAUAGCUAAGUGACCCAGCAGCAUCGCUUCUUUGGGUCUCACUCACAAAGAUGGCCUCAACAUCGAUAACGCCACUCAUCAGCUUCAAGGCGGGCAAAUGUGAUCUUGACACUUCUGCAAAGCCGUAUAAAACCACGCCUUUACCGGAACCUGGCUUCAUAUACCUGUAUCUUGAAGAUGAUCUUAUUCACUUCUGCUGGCGGGAGCGGAACGCCCCUCUACACGAGCCCGAGAUAGACCUCGUCAUGGUUCCAGCAGAUGGCCACUUUGUUCCCUACGAGGCGCCUAGCGGGCGUCGACCCUAUACGAACGGCCGAAUCUUUGUUCUCAAAUUCCUUUCGUCAUCAACGCGCUAUCUUUUCUGGCUACAGUCAAAACCCCAAGGCACUCGAGGCAGCCAAGACCCGAGCUAUCUGAGCCCUCGAGAUCGGAAAAUCGGCGAGAUCGUUGAUGCUAUGCUACAAGGCGAGGAGGUUGAUGUUGUCGCAGAGCUACGUCAGAUUAGGGAAGAUGGGCGUGGUGAUGAUGAUGAUGAUACGGCUAUGGAAGACUCACAAGCCCACGGAAGCUCAAAUGAACCCCACGGCGGUAGUGGGGGUGCCGGAGCCGAUGCUACGGGUGGUGAUGUACGAGAAGAAGGCGAAGAUGCUCGGGAAGGUGGAGCGGAUGGAGCCAGAGCUGCUGCCUCUGGGGUUCCUGAUGCCGCCACGGCCGUUAGGAAUUUCCUGGAUUCAUUGAAAGGAGGCGGCCGUGCAUCAGUAAAUCAGGGAGAGGGUAAGCUUUAUCCUCUUUUGUCGGACCUUCUCACGCCACCUACAACUGUACCCAUGGCACGAACGGCAACGGAACAACGAAUAGACACACUUCUAGGUUUUCUUCCACCUGCAGUACUCGUACUUUCGCAGCAGAGCGACCAUGGAGAUAGUACUGCCGAACCAACUGCGGGUGCAGUCGAAGCUGCCAAGGCUGCCAUGAGCCUCGGUCAGAAGAAGGCGCUGGUCGAGAAAGUGCUAAGAAGCCCUCAAUUCCAUCAAAGCUUAACUAGCCUUACAAUGGCCCUCCGAGACGGCGGUUUGCCCACCGUGGCUGAUGCACUUUCGAUCAAGGUCGAGAACGGUGGUUACAUGAGAGGAAGUCAGAUGCCUUUGGGAGGUGGGGACGCCGUCGAGGCUUUCGUUGAGGGUGUUAAAAAGACGGUACAAGGAAAAAAGUAGAUAGCGAUGUUAUUAGUGUAUGAUUAUGAUUAAAAUGCAGUUGACAGUAUCUCCGAGUCGUGAU
This is a messenger RNA of Xylaria bambusicola, 1458 nucleotides long. RefSeq names its product proteasome complex subunit Rpn13 ubiquitin receptor-domain-containing protein. The transcript is spliced from 4 exons. Gene Ontology annotation, cellular component: cytoplasm; nucleus; proteasome regulatory particle, lid subcomplex. The coding region runs from base 231 to 1394 and encodes 387 amino acids. Gene Ontology annotation, biological process: ubiquitin-dependent protein catabolic process. The record is from RefSeq and is a predicted model, not a curated record. Lineage: Eukaryota; Fungi; Ascomycota; Sordariomycetes; Xylariales; Xylariaceae. Gene Ontology annotation, molecular function: ubiquitin binding; proteasome binding; endopeptidase activator activity.